AUGUCCUCGCCCAAUAGCCCACGGAGAUCGACCGAGAGCUUCGAGUUCCUGUCGCCGAACCCGCCCCAGGGCUCCUUCCCGUUUCCUGCUUCAAGCCAUGACUGGACCAACAGGCCCAGCUCCACAGGCGGGCGCUACAAGCCGCGACGUGGCUCAACGGCGUCCUCGAUACACUCGGUCGGUGGCUCGCUCGACAGUGGCUUCAAGAGCACCAUGGGCGCGGUGAGAGAGCAGAGCAACAACGCCAUCUCCACGCUGCUCACGCCGCCCAUCAUGAGGACUGGCAUGGUCCCGCAUACCACUGCUACAGCCACUUCGGGCCACCGCCCGCCAUCUACCAAAGACAUACCGCCUGUGACGCUCACAAACGUACCCCACGUCGAACCUUCUGCAUUCAAUCCUUACUUAUCGCAAGUCGGCAGUCUGUACGACGCUUUCCAGCGCGCAAAAGCCGAGGCCGAAGCCGAGGCCGCCCAGCCAGCAAGGAGAGGGUCAAAGAAGGAUGAUACUGAAUCGCCAGCAGGGACACCCAACUUGGCAGGAACACCCUUUACUCCCAACGGGCCGCCGAAACCGAAGCGUCGAACGAGCGGAUCCAAACGCACCCUACCAGCUAUUACCCCCCUUUCCACCAUACCGAACAUCUACUUCGAUGACAACUUUCACCUCGAAAAUCCGCGCACCUUUGACGUAGUAAGCGAGCGGUCCGAGGUGGUUCGGCCAGUCCGAACAGCAACCAGCGAUGACCAUGGCGCAAACGGUUCCUUGGACGUGCCACAACCUCCUGGGAGAAAAGCCCUAGCUACGAACGCCAUCCUACAAGAGAAGUUGUCGUGGUACAUGGACACGGUCGAGGUGCACUUGAUCUCGGCCAUAUCUACGGCAUCGACCUCCUUCUUCGCCGCACUCGGUUCUCUGCGCGAACUUCAGACGGAAGCAUCGGAUUCUGUCGCAAGAAUAAAAGGACUUAGGGAGGAUCUGAAGAGGCUGGACGAACAGAUGGCAAUAGGAGGCUUGAAGGUCGUUGAAAUGAAGAGGCGCAGGGAGAACUUGAGGAGGCUGACCGACUCGGUUGACCAGCUGCAAGCUGUCAUCGUUGGGUUGUCACACUGUGACGAAGCCGUUGUUGAUGGUCGUCUCGAGACCGCCAUGACCCGGAUAGAAGUCAUUGAACGACUAAUCACAGGCGCGCUGGACACGACGGAUUUUCAGGGUACAUCUUGGCUGGAUUCUCGAUUACCUCCGCAGUUGGUCGAUCUACGACACCUCAGAGCACUAGACGGCGUAUUCGAAAGCAUCACUGAGCUCAAGUUCCGUGUGGGCAGGGGCUUCGAGGUACGCUUUGUCGACACCUUACUUACGGAUCUGCGAGAGCAUGUCAAACGAGUUCCGACUCACGAUACGCUGGAACGAUGGACUGCUGCAUCGCAAAAGGCACGAGGAUCCAACCAAAAACCGAAGACGACUUUGCCGGCCUAUAUGACGACCGACAAAAAGCUACGUGCAGAGCUACGAGCCAGCUUGUAUGGCUUGAGCGGUGCGCAAUUUACGAAUCAAGCUAGUGCUACUUUCAGAGAAGCGAUGAUCAAGGAGAUGAAAGUUAUCAUCCGGAAACACCUACCGAGCUCAACAGAGGAUGAUACUGGAUCUAUGGCUUCUGUAUCCACAAGAGGUGGCCGAGGGACUAGUCAGCAAGACAAAAACUCUAUUCUUGCUCGAAAUCUACGCGCCAUGGACCCUGAAGAUGCAGAGGCCUUUUUCGCCAAUAUCUUCACUGACAUUGGAGAAGCGCUACGCCGUCUCAGUACGCUGAUCAAAGUGCUUCUCGAUGUUACCAGCGGCGUUACUACCCCUCCCGCCUCUGCUGGUGGGCUCCGAUCUCCCCCACGAAGUCCAUAUAUGCACAGCAUCGAUGAUUACAUGGGCAACGGCGUACCAGCUCCGAGUUCAAAUGACCUGCAGAUGGAGCUGAUGCAAGCCUUAGACAUGUCGAGCCUCCUGGGUCAGGCUGUUGAUGCAGCGCAGACACAGAUCACUAAGCUUCUCAAGGUCCGCUCUGAGGCCACAGCCAAUCUUCCCCUGGAACGCUUCUUACGAUACUUCCACAUAUGCAGGCUGUUUGCCGACGAGUGCGAAGCUGUCUCAGGACGCUCUGGUGUCGCUCUCAAAGGUGUUGUCAAUACUCAUAUCAAUGACUUUGUGUCCAAGUUUGGCGAUUUUGAGAAGCAAGAGCUUGUAAAGGCGAUGGACUCGGAUCGUUGGGAACCGAAGGACUUCGAUGCACAGGAUACUGAGGUCUUAGCACGCUUGUUGAAGGGCAUGGAGAGCGACCCUGCAAGCUGGGCAGAGACUGGUGACCUCCUUCGAGACAUUGAAAGGUCGACUACAAAUGGCACAUCAGCGCAAACCAACGGCACAUCAGAAGACAAGCCCAAGGAAAAGAACAGGACCACAAUUCCCGCCGUUGUCGAUGAGGAAAAGUACACAAUCUCCGAAUCAUCGACAGUCGUCCUGCGUGGCAUUGAGCGCUUCGAAAUUCUUGUUUCAGCCAUGCCAAGUAUGACUUCCGAAGUCUCCACUUCCCUUUGCGACUACAUCAAACUCUUCAACUCACGAUUAUGCCAAUUGAUCCUAGGCGCUGGCGCCAUGCAGUCUGCAGGCUUGAAGAACAUCAACACCAAACAUCUUGCCAUUGCCUCUCAGACAUUAUCAUUCGUUAUCGCUAUUCUACCCUAUAUCCGCGAAUGCUUCCGACGGCGCACCGCAUCCGCUUCCAACAAGUCUUCUAUUGGUGAAUUUGACAACGUCAAGCGCCUACUGUAUGACCAGCAAAAUCAGAUCCAUGAGAAACUGACGGGCAUCUUAUCUGGAAGAGCAAAAGUCCACAUGCGCAGUCUCAAAAAGGUGGAGUGGGAUACUGAUGCCGAGGUCAACAAAGAUGUCAGUCCUAGUAUGGAGAGCUUGACCAAGGACACGGUGACCAUGCACAAGGUUAUCAACAAGUACUUGAGCGAGAUUCAAGUCCGUAUGAUAAUGGGUCCUGUAUUUGAGAGUUACAGGGAGGAGGUUGGCAAUGUCAUCAAAGAGGCAGCAGUCAAGACGCCUGGUGGCAAAGCACGAUUGCUACGCGAGGCGAAGCUGUUCGAUGCAAAGCUUGGACCCAUUGACGGCGCCGGUAACGUUGGCUCUCAUCUUAUCGGCCUCGUGGUCAGCAAGACAGUGGUGCAGCCCAAAACCGAAUCCAAGGCGGAGCCAAAACAAGAACCCGAAGCAAAGAAGAGUGAGGAAAAGACGCAGAACGCCGAAGCAGAAGCAGAAAAGUCAAGUACAGAAGCGACUUGA
Molecule: messenger RNA, 3342 nt
Organism: Alternaria burnsii
Lineage: Eukaryota; Fungi; Ascomycota; Dothideomycetes; Pleosporales; Pleosporaceae
Product: vps54-domain-containing protein
Exons: 2
Coding region: 1-3342 (1113 amino acids)
Biological process (GO): Golgi to vacuole transport; retrograde transport, endosome to Golgi
Cellular component (GO): GARP complex
Molecular function (GO): syntaxin binding
Source: RefSeq, a predicted model, not a curated record